AGCAACUGUGUAGGGCAAGAAUCGAGGAAGUUUACAAGAUAUUAUUGAUUGAAUAAGAAGACAACGAGGGAAUUGUUUUGGAGUGAGGAAGGUCGAAGGGGGGAGCGAUGGGGCGGCAUACGAAUGGCGUCUAGCAGUUGUGGGAACUACCAUUACCGAAAUGGUAAUCAAAUUUCGGAUUUUCCGGGACACCAUAUCAUGGCGGUGGAGACCGGCGAAUGGCCUAACGAUCUCUGAUAUCGGCUCUAAGAGAUAUUUAGUUAAAUCCUAUCAUGGAGUUGAGUUGCAGCAUAUUUGGGUAUUUUGUCAGAUUGCUCGUGGUUGUUUCAUCAUAAUUUGCUAUUUUUACUCCCUUGCGAGCUAAAGACUCACUCUUCAAAGUCUAGCUAUCAUAUGCGGGUUGUUAGGUCCAAGUUCAUAACCUGCAAGUGAAAUUUAUGACAGCCAGGUUAGCCAAAGAAACAGGAGACCUUAUUGACAGUUUUAUCCGCAUAAUUGAGGAUCAUCUGGGGGUACUCGGAAAGCGUGCCUGAGAUUCUAGGUGUCGUUAGAUGUUGGCAAAAUCUUUGCAGAGGCGUAUGGAACUGCUCAAGAAAGGAAGCAACUGGUUGGGCAGAUUUAAAUAUGAAAAAAUUCCAUAUUUAUACCUUGUUUGUGUGUUCUGCUUGGAGAUAAGUUUUGCCCUCAGGGAUGGUGGAUAUAUAGUAUGGGAGAGAGAAUGAACUGUGGCUCUUUGUUGAGAGCUCCAAGUGGAAGGAGAGGGGAUAGGAAUGGGCAACAAAUGGUUUAUGUCGGAAAGGGGCGAUGUGGUGCUUCGGGGGCGAAUCUUAAGGGGCUUAAUCAAGAUAGAGAGGGCAAGGUAGGAAGGAAGAAAGCAAGGAGGGAAAAGAAGUUGAUGGGGGAGAUGGGUGAUAUUAGGAGAGCUGAGAGGGGAGGAUAAUGUGAGGGAGGACUAGAUGAGGAAGAGAUUGGAUUUGGCAGAAUGGACUAUGAGCAAGCAUGGUCCAGAUAAUGGGGUGGAGGCAGUCAUUUAGGGACAUGCUUGCCUGGAUAUUUAGUUGCUGGAAUACCUGAUACCUGAUUGCCACAACACCAGAAAUAUUGGGAUAGUUGCGGACUUGCGGCUAAGUUUGUUUAGUUCCAGAUCUCUUGAAUAAAGGUUGACGGGGAGAGGCUGAUUAGAGCAAAUUUGUUUCUUCAGGUAAAUUAGGCUGGAGUGAUUUGUGGAUUGUUGCAGGCAAAAUGAAUUCAUAUUGUCUCUUUCCAUUUUAUUUGUUCGAGUGUGGUUGAGGAGGGGAAAGAAUUACUCCGUAUAGUAGAUUACGCGUUUACAAAUUUAUUUAUGUAAUUAUUAAAUGUUAAUGCUUGAAAAUAUUAAAAUUGAUGCUACUAGUAGAAAUUUUUUACUACAAGGUGUCUAUUCAACUAAUUUAUUCAUUUGUUAGUGAUAUUUUCUUAUUACUUAGGAAAUAUCCAAUGGUCAUGAAUUAGCUUUUUUGAAGGCAUCAUAUUAAAAUGCCUCCAAUCUUAUUUUCACUCCUUAGUAAGAGUCAAACUAUGUAAGCAGAUGAAUCCUAAUUCCCAACAUUAGCGUACAAACAAUAUUUUACAAGAGACACCCAAUAAAAAUAGAACAAAGAUAAAAUGGAUUAUUACACGUGAAACAUAUUCUCUGAGGCCAAUCUUUUUAUUAUCCCGCCAAAUCAUGAAUGUAAUCUCCCCCAUAUUAUGAGAGAACAUUCAUGAAUUGCCUCCCCCAUGCCUCCCUAGUUAUCCUUAAACAUGUUAUUAGAAAAUAAUCAAUCCUUUUUUAGCUUUCAUCCUAGGUUUCGUUCCUAGGAUCGAAUACCAUUCUUCCAUAGUUAAUUUGAUAGCUAGCAGAGGCCGGGCCGGAAUUAAAUCCUGGCCUGAUUGAUUACAACAUGGGUACAUGUGUUUCCUGCCAAAGAGGGGUGAUUGAGAGGUAUGACGUUGGCGGGAACCUUGUUGAGGAAAAUGCAGAGCGUUUGCAGAGAAAUAAUGGGGAAGAAGAAGAUAUCUAUGAAGGGGUUGUGGGAAGAGGAGAUUAUGGUGCACGCAUUAGACUUCAUGGAUCUUCCAGUUUUAUCUCCAUGUAUUCUCGACAAGGCAGAAAGGGUAUCAACCAAGAUGCCAUGACUGUUUGGGAGGUACAUUUUCCAUCCAUACAUUCCUUUUAAUAUUUUUACUUUUGUGUAAAAAAUCAUGAAUUUGAGCAAAUUGAUGAAGGUGGCAGAGAUGUAUUAUUUUCAUUGUAUAUUUAAGAUUUCAGAUUCAAAAAUAAAAGAUUGGUUAUUUGGUUCUAUAAAAAGACUCAUCAAAUAUAUUUGUUAAAUACGAAGUAUUAUAUAUAUACAUUACCCACAUGAGACAAAUGCUUCAAAACUCUAUAUGUUUAUCAGAACUUUACAGGACAAAAAGGUACGUACUUCUGUGGUGUUUUUGAUGGGCAUGGCCCCUCCGGCCACAAAGUCUCACGUUAUAUACGUGACAUUUUGCCAUCAAAACUUUCACAGUCGUCAUCUCGGGUUAUAUCAACCGUGAGCUUUGAGGUGGGUAAUGAUGACAAGAAUAGCGAAGAUUCAGAUGAGAAGGAUGAUGGUGAUGGUGAUGACCCCCCGAACCCUUUUCUUGACCAGUGGAAAUCAAUUUUUCUUGAGUCGUUUAAGGAGAUGGAUGAAGAUCUUGAAGGCCAAACAACAAUUGAUAUCAAAUGUAGUGGCUCAACAGCAGUUACUGUCCUCAAGCAGGUACUAAUAAUUACAUAACUCUUGAAAUAGAGACAGAAUGUUUAACAACCAUAAUAAGAACACUCCAAUUUAUGAUUGUCAUAUAUUAAUUAAGUAUUUUUUAGUUAAAUUUGCCACGCUAUAACAUGGAAAAAGAACUUCACCCAAUUAUUCUCUAUUCUUUGUCCGUCUCCUACAAAGUAUUGUGGGCGAUCUUAAACUAAUCUGUUUUAAUUAGUGUGAUGUCUAAUACGGAGUACACUGUUUUAUUACAUUAUUAGUAAAUGUGAGCCAAACCUUACUUAAACUUAAUAUGGGUAGUGUAGUGUCUUAUGCAGAGUACGUUGGUUUACUAUAUUAUUAGUAUAUGUGAGCUUGAACUUUUAACACAUUCAUGACUAGAUACUUUAUCAUUUUUUUCCAGCUCACAUAUUUCAAAUUGGUACACUCUUACACGGUAUUAGGUUUUAAGAUUUCAUCCUAAAGAUAAAUCUAAUAUCUUGUUAGUUUAUUGUUUCAUACGGAGUAUUUAACUCAUCAUUUUCAUUUUCAUUUAACUAAUGUGAGAAAAACUUUUAAAAAUUUUGGCAGGAUGAACAUUUAGUGAUAGGGAAUUUAGGUGAUUCUCGGGCUGUUAUUUGCACAAGAGACGACUCAGACCAGCUCGUUGCAGAACAGCUCACCGUCGAUUUGAAGCCUAACCUUCCAGGUGAGUUUGAAAGAAUUAAAAACUCCAAUGGGAGAGUUAUUGCAAUGGCAGAAGAGCCAAAUGUGUACCGGAUAUGGAAGCCUGAUGAAGAUAGCCCAGGCCUAGCCAUGGCAAGGGCAUUUGGUGACUUCUGUCUUAAGAGCUAUGGCCUCUCCUCAGUCCCUCAAAUGCAUUACAGAAAGCUCUCAGAUAAAGACGAAUUCGUUGUUUUAGCAACCGAUGGGGUAAUUAACGUAAACCCAUAUUGCAUAUACAUCUUGCUGGAAUACACCCCCUUUGCAUUGGAAUUGAAAUAUCAUUGGUUCAGAGGAUUAUAAUUGUUAGCCCUUCAGGAUUGGUUAUGAUUUUUAAUUGAGGAGAAAUUUAACUUUAUACUCUAUUUUUUAGAUGAUAUUGAACCACACACCAUAUUUUCAAAAUCAUUAAUGUGUUCAACGGUCUUCAACCAUUGCUGUUUAAAAUCAUUUGACUUUGCACUCUAGUUCUUCACAAUUUUUCACAAUUUUUGGGCUGUUGGACAAUGAUUUUAAUAUAUAUGUGUAUAACUUAUAAAUUUAUAAUUUUAUGAAAUUAUUUUUAAUAAGUAACAUUUUAAUAUAGUUUUCGUAUGCAAAAUAAUUUCAUAUUAAAAAUACAUUGCUCAAAGUUGACUAGGAUUGACAAAAAAGGUCAAUUUAGCGGACUUUUUUUGGGACAGAGGAGUAUCAUACUGUAACUCUUGCUCGGUAUAUUUCAGGUAUGGGACGUUUUAAGCAACAAUGAGGUGAUAAGAACAGUGGCUUCAGCAAGGAGGAGAUCAAUGGCAGCUCGAGUUCUAGUAGAGCAUGCUGUCCGUGUAUGGAAACACAAGUACCCUUGUGCCCGUACUGAUGACUGUGCUGCUGUUUGCUUGUUCUUCAAACGCCACCGCCGGCCGUCGCUAACAAAUUCUUUGUCACAAGAAGCAACUGAGCUUAUGGCCUACAACUACCUAUGCAGCGCCAACACCGACGAUGACGGCCUGGACACUUUGUUGAAUUAUAAGGUGACGACGGAAGAGGGAGAAGACGGUGGUCUGUUGCUUGACUCAAAGACGGGGGGAAAUAGCUCCCGGCCGGAGAUGCCGACAUGCUGAUUUAGAAAUUUUUGAGCUGAUGUAAAUAUGUAAUCGUGUAACAUAUUUGUGUAUAAUAUAUGUGCUCCUUCAAUUCAUUGUGUUCAACUCUAAUGAAAAAAAGACCAAAUGAAAAGUAUAUGAGGGUUGCCAAGCA
Molecule: messenger RNA, 4706 nt
Organism: Cuscuta europaea
Lineage: Eukaryota; Viridiplantae; Streptophyta; Magnoliopsida; Solanales; Convolvulaceae
Source: the annotation of a GenBank genome assembly